Molecule: messenger RNA, 1163 nt
Organism: Lolium rigidum
Lineage: Eukaryota; Viridiplantae; Streptophyta; Magnoliopsida; Poales; Poaceae
Exons: 6
Coding region: 18-1094 (358 amino acids)
Source: RefSeq, a predicted model, not a curated record
CGUACGCUCGAUCGGGCAUGGACGCCGGCGAGCUCCAGGUCUUCGACGCCGGCCAUUGCGCCGACGGGUACCAGCUGGGCCUCGCCGUGGGCCAGCGGUUCGGCGAGACGAUCAGGAGCAGAAUGCGCGGGGACCUCUUCCUGCACGAGCAGCUGCUGCCCUUCGCAUCCACGGCGGUCGGCAAGCCGCUCCUCGCCGCGCUCCAGGCCUCCAACAGGGAUAGGUACCCCCGGUACUGGGACGAGCUGGUGGGCACGGCCGCCGGCAGCGGCGUCCCACUCCUGCACAUAAUUCUGGUCAACUUCAAGAAGGAGAUUCGGCCGUUCAUCCCGAAACGGGAGGAUCAAGAACCCAAAGAGGAGCCGGACAACGACUGCUCCGACAUCCUGAUGGUCAGCGAGUCGACGGCGAUCGCGGCACACAACGAGGACGCCAACGUCGCGCUGGUCGGCCACACCUACAUUGUGAAGGCGACGUCGCCGGACGGCGCGUCCUCCUUCACCGCCUACACCUACGCCGGCGAGCUCCCGACCUGCGCCUUCGGCUUCAACAGCAACGGAGUAGCCUUCACACUCGACUCGGUUCCGCCGGCGAAAUGCGAGGUCGACGCGGGAGGCAUCGCCGUGAACUUCGUGUCACGCGACCUGCUGGAGGCGAGAGACAUCGACGACGCGAUGCAUAGGGUGUGCUCGCCGGGCGUCUCCGUCGGGCACUGCUACAACCUGAUGGACGUCAGAGCCCGGCGCAUCGUCACCGUCGAGACCGCCUCCCGGAACCGGUUCGCCGUCCACGAGGCCGGCCCGGCGCCCUCCUUCCACGCAAACAUGUACCGCCAUCUCCAAGUGGAGCAGGUGUACGACGAGAACUCCAUGAGCAGGGAGAGGAGAGCGGCGCGGUGCGCCAUGGACUCCAAGGAGAACGCGCUGUAUGUGCUCGGAGACGCAGACGAUGAGAAAUACCCGAUCUUUAUGACUGGUCCGACAUUGUACACUCUAUGCACCGUCAUGGUCGAUCUUGAUGAGGAGACGAUGGCCAUUUACAAGGGGAAUCCAAAGAACACAAAUGUCGUUCGAGUAGUUCUUCCUAUGCUAUGAACCGCUACACAUGUCAUUUUUUUAAACAGGGCAUAAGAUUUGUCAUUUUUAUUAAGUAAGGAAAAGUUA